This is a messenger RNA of Dama dama (fallow deer), 2573 nucleotides long. RefSeq names its product ankyrin repeat and EF-hand domain containing 1 (gene ANKEF1). Gene Ontology annotation, molecular function: protein binding. NCBI's taxonomy places the organism in Eukaryota, Metazoa, Chordata, Mammalia, Artiodactyla, Cervidae. The transcript is spliced from 8 exons. Bases 10 to 2190 code for a protein of 726 amino acids. The record is from RefSeq and is a predicted model, not a curated record.
UGGUCAACUAUGGCUUUAGCAGAUAAGAGACUUGAGAACCUGCAGAUCUACAAAGUUCUUCAGUGUGUUCGGAACAAAGACAAGAAGCAGAUAGAGAAGCUGACCAGGCUCGGAUAUCCUGAACUCAUCAAUUUCACAGACCCGGUCAAUGGAAACAGUGCUCUGCACUUAGCCUCAGUUUCCAAUGACAUCGACAUGGUCAGCUUUCUCCUGAGCCUUGGUGCUCACCCUGAUGUGCAAGACAAAAUGGGCUGUACUCCGACUAUGAGGGCUGCAGAACUGGGCCACGAACUGUCCAUGGAAAUAUUAGCCAAAGCAAAAGCUGAUAUGACUAUUGUUGAUAACGAAGGAAAAGGUAUUUUGUUUUACUGCAUUUUACCUACCAAGCGGCAUUAUCGGUGCGCGCUGAUUGCCUUGGAACAUGGUGCAGACGUCAACAACUGUACCUGUGAAGGAAAGCCGAUAUUCCUUAGAGCUUGUGAAGAAGCGCAUGAUGUGAAGGAUGUGUGCCUGACGUUUUUGGAAAAAGGAGCCAAUCCAAAUGCUAUCAACACAGUACUGAAGCUGCUUUUUGCACACAACGGAGACAUGGGGCUGAUUGCAAUGAAUGGCAACACGCCACUUCAUUAUGCUGCCAUGGGUGGUUUUGCGGAUUGCUGUAAAUAUAUAGCUCAGCGAGGAUGUGACCUAAAAUGGAAGAAUCUGGAGCAUAAAACACCGAGGAACUUGGCUAAGGAAGGCGGCUUCAAAGCAGCCAGCAAAGAAAUACGGCGGGCGGAGCAAAUCGCUAAUAAACUGGCCAGGCCAGGGGUCAAAAAUCCGAAUCCGCCCUUGUUCCUGAGACUUCACGAUUGGUCAGUAGAACAUGAGACUUUCCUUCGGGAAGCCUUCUCGUUUGUGGACAGGGGCGAUGGGACAGUCACCAAGGAGGACUUUGUGCUGACCCUGGAGGAGAGGCAAGAUUUUGUGAACUCAGAGCAGCUGGCUGCUAUAGCGCAACUUCACGAAAAAGUCCGGGGUGGAGGGGUCAAUAUUAAUGAGUUCUUUAAAGGGACCAGAUAUUUAAGUAAGUCUUAUGUCUUGGGAUCCUAUGGGCCUAAGAAAAAGAAAAAAGGGAUGGCCAAAAAAGCCAGAAUGGGCAAGUUUGUUUUACCCCUCCCCAUCUGUAUCAUCCCCGACCAAGUGUUUCCACGCCGCAGCGACGGUGGGCCGCCCUAUUAUAUGAUCGAAACCUACAAGAAUGUGACUGACUGCAGUCGCUUUAACAGAGAUCACCCCCCAGAACAUCCCAUUCAGGAUGACUCUGCUUGGUAUAUUGAUGACCCAGGGAAGGUCUUUUCAAACAUUAAUUUUAUCACCAAGGCGGGAGACCUGGCUUCUCUGAAAAAGGCUUUUGAAUCAGGAAUACCUGUGGAUAUGAAGGAUAAUUACUACAAGACACCGCUAAUGACUGCAUGUGCUACUGGAAACAUCGAUGCAGUCAAGUUUCUUCUUGAAAAAGGGGCUAACGUUAAUGCAACAGAUAAUUUUCUGUGGACUCCUCUUCAUUUUGCAUGCCAUGCUGGCCAACAAGAUAUUGUUGAGCUUCUUGUUAAAUCUGGAGCCGUGGUAGAUGCCCUUUCAAUCAACAACUCAACUCCCUUAAGUAGAGCCAUUGAGAGCUGUAGACUGGAUACUGUAAAAUACCUACUUGACAUCGGUGCUAAAUUCCAGUUGGAGAACAGGAAAGGGCAUGCUGCCAUGGAUGUUGCAAAAGCUUAUGCUGACAGUAGAAUAAUUGCUUUGAUUAAAGAAAAGCUGGAUAACUUGCCCAAACCAGCAGAAAAUCAAAAACCAAAAGGCAAGUCACCACCCAAAGCAAAGACUGAAGGCCCAGAGAUUAAGAAGGAAGAGGAAACACUUUCAGCAAUGUACACUGUACCAGCCAUCGUGGAGGAAAAGAAGAUGCGUAAAGAUAAUGUAGUUCAUCUCAAUUCAUUGAUUACCAGUGGUUAUACCAAGAAAGUGGAUAUCACGUUUAUCCCACAGAGAAUCUGGAGUCCCGAAGCCACGACAGCAGAGCUGAUCAGAAUGAGGGAACUGCGCCGGGAGAGGUUCACUUAUGAGGUAGAUUUUGAUGACUUCAUGAUGCCCUUUCAGAAGCACAUCACAGAGAGAGCACAAGCAAUGGAAGCUAGCUUCAAGGCGUAAAUCACAGCAGUUGCAUCUCAGAAUAAACAUUUUGAGGCCCAGGUACCAAAUGUUGGAGAAAGUAGAUUCCUAUCAAAGUCAAAGCAACUCACAAGUUAAGCACUGUAACAAAAUAUUUGUCUUUGCUUUAACAACUAUAAAUAUUUUUAGCUGUCUAGAGAAGUCAUGUUUUAUUUUGCAAUAAAUUGCACGUCAUUCUGGAUAAAUUCCUCAAUCUUCCUCAAGAAUGUAGUAGAAAAAUGGCAUUUUUGGUUAUAAACAUAGUGUCAUCAUCAAAGAAUUUACAAGAUGUACAUCAUUAUGUUUGUUUGUUAAAGAUAUCCUUUUAGUGGAACUGAAUGAAAGCUAUUUAAUAUUAGGGAAGAGAAGCCCUUUUUAAUACA